Daktulosphaira vitifoliae (grape phylloxera) is the source of this 2750-nucleotide messenger RNA. Its product is annotated as ABC transporter G family member 23-like. Gene Ontology annotation, molecular function: ATP binding; ATP hydrolysis activity; ABC-type transporter activity. Gene Ontology annotation, cellular component: membrane. NCBI's taxonomy places the organism in Eukaryota, Metazoa, Arthropoda, Insecta, Hemiptera, Phylloxeridae. The record is from RefSeq and is a predicted model, not a curated record. The transcript has 15 exons. Bases 118 to 2148 code for a protein of 676 amino acids.
AUACUUAAGUAGUUGAUAAAUUUCGUUGCCUUUUACAUCUUUUCUAGGAGUAUAUCAUAAUACUCUGUUGUAACAAAACAGUCUUGAUAAAUAUUUAGCAAUUUUCUCAUUAAAAAAAUGGAGGAAUAUAAUAAUUCCAGCAAAGUUUUACGAAUAUCCAAUGCGUAUAAAACAUAUGAUAAUAUUAAAAAUGUAAUCGAUAAUUUUAGUAUGGCUGUACAAAAAGGAUGUAUUUAUGGUCUCUUAGGACCUAGUGGAUGUGGAAAAACUACUUUGUUGAAUUGUAUAAUAGGAAUACAAACAUUAGACUGGGGCUCUAUUGAUUUACAAGUUCAAUCUCUUGCAAAUAUUGGUUAUAUGCCUCAGGAUAUUUGUCUUGAUCAUUAUCUUACAGUAAAAGAAACGCUGAUGCAUUAUGGGGCUUUAUACAACAUGGAACAAAAAAAAAUAGAAAGUAAAAUUCAAGAACUUAAAAAUAUUUUACAGCUUAACUUUCUUCAUUCAUUUAUUAAGGAUUUAAGUGGAGGACAAUGUAGAACAGUUUCAAUAGCUGUUAGUUUGUUACAUGAUCCUCAAUUAAUUAUAUUAGACGAGCCAACCGUAGGUCUUGAUGUAUUGAUGAUUGCUAAUAUUUGGAAUUAUUUCCUUAAUUUAUCAAAGAAAAAUGGUAAAACUAUUAUAAUAACAACACAUUAUAUUCACGAAGCAUCUCAAGCAGACAUGAUUGGUUUCAUGCGAAAUGGUAAAUUAUUAAAAGAAUGCUCACCUCAAAAAUUGUUAUCAGAAUACAAUACUGAUUCUCUCGAAAACGCUUUUUUAAUACUUUGCAAAAAACAAGCUAUUAUACAAAGAAGAUGCCACAAUACACAGCGUGAAAUAUCAAAGUCGAAUAACAUUUUAUUGUAUGGAAAUAGUUCUGGUAUGUCCCGUAGUAAAAUUAAAGCUUUAUUCAAAAAGAAUUGGUCGGUAUUAAUCAGAGAUUUUAUACAUUUAAUGUUCCUUAUUGUUUUGCCAAUAAUUCAAAUAAUCAUCGUUAAUUUAUCAAAUGGAACUUUAAUUGAAAAUAUUGACAUAGCUGUAGAUAAUAAGGAAGUAGAUUUUUCUAAGUGCACACAUACUCACUUUAAUGGAUGCAUCUAUGAUAAUGUUUUUAAUGGAUCAUUAAGUUGCAGUAUGUCAGAUUAUCUUAGAUCUCGGCAUUAUAACAUUGUAAAAGUCAAAGACGAACAAGAUGGAAUAAAAGCUGUUGCUAAAGGCCAUGUUGCUGCAUUUAUAAGCUUUUCUCAAAAUUAUACAAAUGAAUUGCACAGUUUAAUAACAAGAAGUGAUGAAUUUUUAUUAGAGUCUACUGCUAGCGUUUAUUUGGAAGGAAGCUAUCCAAUAAAAAAUCAAAUGUUUAAUGAGAUUUUCAAAGGAACAAAAUUUGUUUUGGAAACAGCGAUUAAUCAAUGUGAUAUAGAAGGGGAAAUAUUACAAAUUCCUAUGAAUAUAAAUGAAAUGUAUGGUUCAAAUAUUCAAUCAUUUAAAGAUGAAGCUAUGGCUAAAGUACUCACUUUAUUAUUGUUUUAUUUCUCAAGUGUUUAUUCUGCAAGUUUUAUGUUAAUGUCAAAGCUUAAUAAUCUGUUAAUUCGACCAAUGACCGCUGGAGUAACGAUAAUAGAUGUCAUUUUUUCAUUAUUUUUGAAUCAUACAGUGGCAAAUAUGAUACAAAUUACUAUAAUGUUCGUUUUAUCUUAUAUGUAUUUUGAAAAUCCUAUUGAAUUUUCUGCCAACUUAUGUUUAGUGUGUGUUGUUCUCAAAAUUGUAUCAUGGACUGGAUUUUUAUACGGUGUAAUGGUUUCUGGAAUAACGACAAAUAGUACUGAAGUUAUGUUUUUAACAUUUGGAUACAUUUAUAUGCAAGUAUUUGUCGGAGGAAUACUGUGGCCCACGAAUAGUCAAACACCAUUAUUAAGAUUUUACAGUGAAAACCUUCCAAUAACAGUCGUAGGUCGUUUAAUAAAUAAUAUUUUUCUAAAAUCUUGGUCGUUCACUCAUCCUUUGAUAAUGAUAGAUUUUAUAAAAUCAGUUAUACUGUUAUUUUUACAUUUAUUUGGAGUUAUUUGUGUUAACUACUUAUAUAAAAAUGCAUGGAUUAUCCAAAAAUAAUUAAUAUUAUAAUAACUCAAAAAAUUUUGUGAAGUUGGAUUAAAUAAUUAAGUUACUAUUUAUUGUUAAAAUAAUAAUAUUCUUUGAAUGAUGAGUACAAGGAUUUAUAAAAAAUAUAACAAAAAACGUUAGAAAAAUAGUAGUAACUAUUUUUUAUUUAAAUAAAAAUUAUGAAAACAAUUAUUAUAAAGUAUACUGAUUUUUGUUAUAUUAUUGUUAUAUUAUAUUAUUGUCAUACAAAAAACAAAUUGUAGUUAAUUUAUUAAAAAUAUUUAAAGAAAAACAUGUGAAAAGCCAACUGUACUCACAAUUAGGUGCUCCUAACUAAAUUAAUCAAAACAAAUUGUCAUUCAUAAUACUGGAAAACUUUGGCUAAAUGUAAAUUUGAGUAAUUACAAAAUUAGCUUUUUUCGUGUGCCGCAAUAGAGUUUUCAUUAUAUUGUAAAUAUUUUAGAUUUUAAUCAACUGAUUUAAAAUUUUUUUAUAUAAAAUUAAACAAUAUUAAAUUCCAUACAACUUUUGUCUAAAGCAAUUUUCGAUUGACUUUUUUCUCAUUUGCUAUCUACGAAUUCACCAUUAUAUUUAUAUAAUUUUUUUUCUUC